GAGAAUGGAGGCCCCCUGCAAUUAUGCAUCUUUAAUAUUCUUAACUACCUCUUGCAGGCAGGGAAGAAGGUGGACCUGUGCAUUUUCUUGUUCAACAUGGGCCUUUGGGAAGAUAAAAGAGUGGAUUGAUUAAUUUCCACAGGCACACAAACACAUCACAGAUCGAUGGCAUCUGAUGAAGAUACAGCAAGUGAAAAGCCUCAUGCUGUGUGUAUCCCAUUCCCAGCACAGGGCCAUAUAAACCCUAUGCUAAAGCUGGCCAUUCUCCUGCACCACAAAGGCUUUAAGAUCACUUUUGUCAACACAGAACACAACCACAGACGCUUAAUCAAAUCCAAAAGCCUCCACUUUUUUAAUAGUCCACUUCCAGAUUUCGAUUUUAGGACAAUCCCAGAUGGCCUUCCUCCUAUUGAUGAUAGUGCAAUGCAUCAAAUUCCGUCUCUCUGUGAUUCUACUCAGAAAAAUUGCUUAGCCCCUUUUCGCCUCCUACUUGCACAACUCAACGUUACUGCUUCACCAAAUUCAAAGGUUACUUGCAUUGUUUCUGAUGCUAUCAUGACUUUUGCACUUGAAGCUGCCCAAGAAAUUGGUGUGCCUUGCGCGCUACUAAGGACUACCAGUGCAGCCAACCUAUUGUGUUAUCUACAAAUACCUUCUCUUAUUGAAAAGGGAAUAUGCCCUCUCAAAGAUGAAAAGUAUUUGACGAGUGGCUAUCUAAACAGUACUGUUAUAGACUGGGUUCCUGGCUUGAUACAUCUUUCUCUUGGAGAUUUUCCUACCUUCGUUCGCACAACAGAUGCCAAUGAUCUGAUGUUAAACUUCAUUAUCAACGAAUCAAAACGAGCUCUAAAAGCAGCAGCCAUUAUUAUCAACACAUAUGAUGCACUUGAAAACAAUGUUCUGAAUGCACUGUCCUCUCUUUGCCCCCCACUCUACCCCGUAGGCCCUCUUCAGCUACUCACUCAUGGCAGAAAAGUUGAACCCCUUGGUUCCAGCUUGUGGAAAGAAGAGCCCGAGUGCCUAGACUGGUUGAGCACCAAGGAUCCAGAAUCAGUACUUUACGUGAACUUUGGCAGCGUAGCAUCCAUAACCAGCCACCAAUUGAUUGAACUUGCAUGUGGACUUCGUAAUAGUGGAAAGAAUUUUCUAUGGAUAGUAAGAGAAGACCUAGUAAUGGGGGAGUCCUCAGCGUUGCCACCGCAGUUCAAGGAGGAGACGAAAGGAAGAUGUUUCAUUGCAGGCUGGUGCGAUCAGGAACAAGUCCUGAAACAUCCUUCUGUGGGCGGAUUUUUGAGUCACUGUGGAUGGAACUCGAUCGGAGAUAGCCUGUCGAGUGGGGUGCCCAUAAUUUGUUGGCCGUUCUUUGGAGAUCAGUUUCUUAAUAGUAGAUAUGCAUGCAGUGUCUGGGGUACUGGAAUGGAGAUUGGUAAUGAUGUGAAUAGAGAUGAAGUGGAGCGUGUUGUGAGAGAAUUAAUGGAUGGAGAUAAGGGUAAAGAGAUGAAGAAAAGAGCUAAAGAGUGGAAGGAGAAAUCAGAGGAAGCCUGUGGAUCAGAGGAAGCCUGUGGUUCAGCGUGGAUGAAUUUGGACAAAUUAAUCCACAACGUUUUACUGGUCAAAGGAAAUAACUGCUUAAUUUAAAUCCAGUACUAAGUAGUAUGCUGUACAACAGUCCUUAAUGAAUUUAAUCUCAAGUUGGCUUAUGUGAGCACCACUUGAAAGAAUAAUGAAUGUUUAACGCCAACCUCCAAUUAAAUGGUCAUUAAAUCUUUAGGCUUAAUAUCUAUGAUUUAACGGGACGAUUAUAGUGCUGCUACUUAAAUGUAUUGGUGCUAGAUAAGAUAUGUUGUCCCAGCUUACCGUUCUAUUGAUCAUGGAAGAAGGUGCAAUUUGUUAUCCA
This is a messenger RNA of Olea europaea var. sylvestris, 1897 nucleotides long. RefSeq names its product 7-deoxyloganetin glucosyltransferase-like. The transcript is spliced from 2 exons. The record is from RefSeq and is a predicted model, not a curated record. The coding region runs from base 166 to 1638 and encodes 490 amino acids. Lineage: Eukaryota; Viridiplantae; Streptophyta; Magnoliopsida; Lamiales; Oleaceae. Gene Ontology annotation, molecular function: UDP-glycosyltransferase activity.